ACCUCCGUUGACAAUUUCAUCUUGUCGCUCUUGCGUUUCGACACGUACCCUCUGCCAAACGCGCAACUUCCGUAACUUCUCAGGUACAACAACAUUAACACCAGCAACAUUUCUGAUUUGGUCGACGCUCGUAUUUCCACCGCAAAGAACCAGCCUCUUCAGGAGUACUAUCCAUCAUGUUGGGAAUAUCCUAUUGGGUUGUGCCCAUAAUCUCUGGAGUAGUAUGGGGCGCCAUGCUUAUCACGAUGCUUGUGUACUGGGCCACGACGGGCAAGCCGCAUUACGUUACGAUGAGCGAGGGCCAGAAUAUUCCCUACAUCUCUGAUAUCGGCGCGGACACACUCAAACCAAUGUUCAUUGCGAUGUCUGCAGUAACAGUCGUUGCGUUUGACCUGGCCUUUCUCUUCGAGCGUUAUCUUCGUCACACAGGCAAACUGGCUGCGAACACUUCCCACUGGCAGAAAAUCUACUCGCUAUGCGCUACCCUCGCCGCGAUCGCUGGUGCAGCUGGUCUCAUUCUCCUCACUAUCUUCGACUGCAAGAACCACAACAGGUUGCAUAACAUUUUUCUGUGUGUGUUUAUUGGAGGUUACAUCAUCAGUGCAAUCUUCAUCUGCUGGGAGUACCAGCGCUUGGGGAUACACUACCGUGAGCACUCAGUUCUGCGCUACUCCUUCUGGAUCAAGCUCUUCUUCAUCAUCGCUGAGAUCGCGCUUGUCGUCGCCUUUGGAUCCAUGUCCAAACUCAACCACUGGAACACGGCUGCUGUGCUUGAGUGGCUCAUCUCCUUUGUUUACGUCGCAUUUGUCCUCAGCUUCUUCAUCGACUUCCUCCCCGUCAUCCGCACAAAGAACACCCAAAGCUACCAGACAGAGAUGCAAGCAGCAGAGGAGGGUGGAUCGACACAAAACCUCGGCUACAACGCGGCGGAUAGCCAACAAUACUACCGCGGACAGCCCACAAACGCGAUUCCCCUGGCCAACGGUCAUGGCAACCAUCAUGCGAACAGCCACUCCAACGGUCACACGGAUAUCUACGUGCCGCAUGUUGGAGACGUCAACCCCCAAAACGGACACGUUCACGGUAAUGGGCACCAUGCUCACAACAACGGCUACACCAACGGAAACGCUGGGUACCCAAAGCCAACGGACCAAGCCCCUCUCGCGUCGAGGAACUUCUAAUUUCCACUUGAUAAU
Molecule: messenger RNA, 1196 nt
Organism: Dothidotthia symphoricarpi CBS 119687
Lineage: Eukaryota; Fungi; Ascomycota; Dothideomycetes; Pleosporales; Dothidotthiaceae
Exons: 3
Coding region: 177-1181 (334 amino acids)
Biological process (GO): GPI anchor biosynthetic process
Cellular component (GO): endoplasmic reticulum membrane; Golgi membrane
Source: RefSeq, a predicted model, not a curated record